AUGGUUGCCAAGACGGUUACUCUCGCCAGCACGGCGAUACUUGCUCUGGCCAUCGCUUCACCUAUGGAGAAGCGCCUCGAAAAUGGCCUGGGUCGCACGCCAGCGCUGGGGUGGAACAGCUGGAACGUUGCGCAAUGCAACGCCGCGACUGAGGCCUUCGCCCUGGACACGGCCAAUCGCUUCAUCAGCAUGGGGCUCAAGGACCUGGGCUACACGUACGUCAACAUCGACGACUGCUGGAGCACCAUGCAGCGCAACUCGUCGGGCUACCUGGUCGCGGACCCCAAGAAAUGGCCGCGAGGCAUCAAGCCUGUCGUCGACGAGAUCCACGCCAAGGGCCUCAAGUUCGGCCUGUACGGCUCCGCCGGCACCAAGACGUGCGCCGGCUACCCGGCCUCGCAGGGCUUCGAGCGAAAGGACGCCCAGCUGCUGGCCGAGUGGGGCGUCGACUACUGGAAGCACGACAACUGCUACACCCCCUGCCGCCAGGGCCUGCCCCAGACCUGCCCGGAGGAGCAGGUGGUGGGCAACACGAAGACUUGGUACGGCACCAUGCGCGAUGCCGUCCUGGCCACCAAGAAGCCCAUCUUCUUCAGCCUGUGCAACUGGGGUCGCGAUCGGGUCUGGGAGUGGGGCAAGGACUACGGCAACUCGUGGAGGAUGAGCAUCGACAUCUGGAACGACUGGGCUUCAGUCAUCAGGAUCGGGUCCGCCGCGGCAGGGAUAGCGCAGUACGCGGCCCCGGGAGGUUUUAAUGACCUGGACAUGAUGCAAAUCGGCAACGGCGCCCUCAACGCAGCCCAGGAGCGCACCCACAUGGGAAUAUGGGCCAUCGCCAAAUCCCCCAUCAUCCUGGGCACGGACCUGUCCAAGAUCUCGGCCUCGUCGCUGGCCAUCGUCAAGAACAAAGGCAUCAUUGCCAUCAACCAGGACAAGCUCGGGAAGGCAGCCACCUACUUCCAGCCGCCUGGAAAGCCUGCCCCGGUCAACGGUCAGCUGUACCCUUACUGGGCAGGUCCGCUCAGCGACGGCGUCGCCAUAGGCCUCACCAACGCCAUGGGCACGGGCCGCCAGACCCUCGCCGUCGACUUCAAGGAUGUCCCAGGCCUCGGGGCGGGCACGUGGUCGUGGACUGAGAUGUACAGCGGCAGAACGGGGACGGGUACGGGUGUGAGCUUCGACCUGGAGAGGUACGAUAUGGCUGUCUUCAAGGUGACGAAGCCUAGGACCGCAGAGAUGGUUAACCAAGCUGAUGGCGCCUCUGUGUCGUUUGGGAUGUCGUGA
Messenger RNA from Pyricularia pennisetigena, 1284 nucleotides. RefSeq lists its product as uncharacterized. NCBI's taxonomy places the organism in Eukaryota, Fungi, Ascomycota, Sordariomycetes, Magnaporthales, Pyriculariaceae. Bases 1 to 1284 code for a protein of 427 amino acids. Gene Ontology annotation, molecular function: hydrolase activity, hydrolyzing O-glycosyl compounds. Gene Ontology annotation, biological process: carbohydrate metabolic process. The record is from RefSeq and is a predicted model, not a curated record. The transcript has 3 exons.